This is a messenger RNA of Sphaeramia orbicularis (orbiculate cardinalfish), 882 nucleotides long. RefSeq lists its product as uncharacterized. The transcript is spliced from 3 exons. The record is from RefSeq and is a predicted model, not a curated record. NCBI's taxonomy places the organism in Eukaryota, Metazoa, Chordata, Actinopteri, Kurtiformes, Apogonidae. The coding region runs from base 1 to 882 and encodes 293 amino acids.
AUGGCGCAGACAUCACUCAGGCUGACGAAUGGCAGCCCUAAACUUGGACAGCCGUUGGCAGGACUGAAGCCCAGCCAAAGCCCCUCUGGGUUUAAAGUGUGGACGGGGUUUAAAGUGUGGACAGGGUUUAAAGUGUGGACGGAGUUUAAACUGUGGACGGAGUUUAAAGUGUGGACGGGGUUUAAACUGUGGACAGGGUUUAAAGUGUGGACGGAGUUUAAACUGUGGACGGAGUUUAAAGUGUGGACGGGGUUUAAAGUGUGGACAGGGUUUAAAGUGUGGACGGAGUUUAAAGUGUGGACGGAGUUUAAAGUGUGGACGGGGUUUAAAGUGUGGACGGAGUUUAAAGUGUGGACGGGGUUUAAAGUGUGGACGGGGUUUAAACUGUGGACGGAGUUUAAAGUGUGGACGGGGUUUAAAGUGUGGACAGGGUUUAAAGUGUGGACAGGGUUUAAAGUGGAUCAGAAAGGAAACGUCUGCACACAGUUGGACUUCUGGAACAUCCACAGAAAUACUGUUGGACUUCAUCAGGGGUUGAGCUGGGUCCGGACAGGGCCCCGGAGAAGUUUCCAGAAGACUGAGUGUUCUUGGAGGUUGAACAUAAAAGGGGGUGGUUUCACCCCGGCUGCAUCAGGUACUCACAGGUCUGCUAAGCCCCUCCCUCCUGGUGCUGAGGUCACUUCCUGUGGGGCAGAGGAGACCAGAGGAGACCAGAGGAGAUCAGAGGAGACCAGAGGAGACCAGAGAGGACCAGAGAGGACCAGAGGAGAUCAGAGGAGACCAGAGGAGAUCAGAGGAGACCAGAGGAGAUCAGAGGAGACCAGAGAGGACCAGAGAGGACCAGAGGCCGGUGGUCCAGCAGACAGAAGGAAACUUGAGUGA